CGGUAGUGUCAUCGAUAGCUCCAGGCUAUAUUGGUGUCGUGAAAAGCUUAACAUCGACAUCGGAGUCUGUGUAAUGGCAAUAUAGUUAGUUAAAAACAAAUGGAUGUUCUGCGGACAAUAAUGUAAUUAAUAAUGUUAAUUGAGUGACGGCAUCGAAGUUAUUGUGUGGCGGCGUGUGUGUGCAGGGCACCAGCAAGAAGCAAAGUGAACGCUGCCUUGCUUUCACUUUGUGCGUUUUGCCUUUUUGUGUGUAUAAUGGACAAGUUAAAAAACAACAACAACAAGGAAAAUGCAGUUAUUGCAUCAAUUGAAUACCCUUACCCCGCAACGACAGAUAACGACGAUGUCGAAAGCAACAAGAGCACACCCUAUUAUACCCCUUUGGAGUUUUUGCAAACGUCCUUUGAAUUUCCAUCGCCCACGUCCGAAACGUCAGCAGCAACAGACGCUGUUCUGCCACCAACGCAGCAGCAGCGGCGCAGCAAUGAGUACAGUGGGGGCGGUGAGGGUGUUUUCGAUGUUGCAUACACACAACAAAAUGCGUCCUUGGAACGCAUAGACACGUACGCAUUGGAAAAGGAGGACACUGCACGCGCCUAUACACCAAAACAAUUUACAAUUGCCACUCCUAAGCAGCCACAGCCGCAACCCAAUUCCCAGUCGCCGACGUUAAAUCGUAAAUUUAAACGUUUCUCCCUAUAUGAUCGCCGAUCCUGUUCGCCACACAUUGCAACCCGUAAUGCAACGACUGCAACAACGAGUACAACUGUAACAUCAGGCUUGUCGCUGGACGAGCGCGGAACGGGGCUUACCACAUUCGCCAACAAAGAAAAUACCAUACCCAAAACGGGCACCGGCACCCACACUGAGAACGAACAGGAUAUACUAUACAUGUCGAAAAGCGAACAUAAUUCCCCCACAAUUCUAUUUAAAGAUGAAACCUCGACACCCAACCCAAACCUGAGUUACUCCCCCAAAUUAUUGGCCUCCAUCAACAAUCUAAAUUUAUCCGGGUCACCCCUAAACAUAAUAAACUCUGCCGGCUAUAAGAACGGCAACUUUUUUCGUUUUCCCGAAAUCGACCAUGUCGUGCAGGAAGCCAUACCGCUCAUCGCUGCAUCCACCAUUGAGGACCCGCAUGCUAGCUAUUGUGACAACCAGAUGCAUAUUCGUACAAAGUUCGCUAGCACAUCACCUUCGGCACUUUGCCAUGCGACCGUACAACAGCAGCAACGUAUACGCAAGCGAUCCACCAGCUCCGACAUUAUGGAAUCCACAUCCACACAAACAUCGGAGCUGAGCCAGGAGCAGUCAUUACUGCAACCGGAAGCACAGCUGGAGGAACAGCAAAAGUGUGAGGGCCGUAAAAACCGAAAAAACAAAAACAAUCUCACCAUCCGCAUCACCGAUGUCCCCAUCAAGAGCUCGACACAAAUUUCACCGCUGCCCAAACCGAAAACACCAACUAUUAAAAGCACAAAGGAGAAGGCGCGCUCUCUGGACUCGGCCGCAAAUGAAGGCGAGCUGUCAAUUGUGGUGCACAACAUAACUGAAUCUCAUGGCAGCUGCGAUGUUAUGGACACACAAAUGCCUACCAGUGGAAGCACCAGCCAACUUCAGGCUAACAUGCUCAUGCAACCUGCCUCAAAUAUACACUCGACAUCAUUGUCCCGCUUGGACACGCACAGCAAUUUGGUCAAUCGUCGCACUUCGCGACGAAAGUCACCGGGUCUUAACAACAGUGACUGGCUGAUGUACCACCGCAAGCACAAUCCAUAUCAGGUGCCGCACACCGUCAAACUUCAAGACUGCAGCAGCAGUACAGCGCAAAGUUCCCUCGACUCGGAUGUAAUGGAGUACAGCGGCAGUGAUUCGCCCCAACGUAGCGCUGCCGAACUAAAAUCCGCAUCUAGUGUGGACAGCAGCAACACCAAGUUUGGGCUGGGAGCUACUUUAGCACCGCGCAAUGCACACAAACACAACCAGCUCCUGCACUCGUCUAGUACAAAUCUGAAAACUCUGCCUGAGUCCCUGACUCUCGUAGAGUUCUCAUUGUGCGGUGGUCCCAGUCCCAAAGAAUCGCCGUCACCAUAUAAGCAAAAAUCUAUGGAUUUGCCGGUCAGUGCACAUGCCGCUCACACCAACUUGCAGGCGAUGCAGACGAAGAGUACCGUGUCCACAUCAUCGAUGAACCUUCUGCAGCGACGGGGCUCCAUUCACAGUCUUACGCUUAAUUUGCACAGCUCAUGUGGAAAUUUGGUGAACAACAGUUUGAGCGUGUCUAACUACAGCUUGGGCUCAAUGGGCAAUUUUAAUACAAUACUCAAUUCAAAAUCCAGCUGCAAUCUGGACAUAAAUGCAGCACGCAUUGCUGGCGCACAGUUGCCAGGACAGCAACACACAUUGAAUGCCACAGGUGUCCCAAUUAUUAGCAACCAGGGCACACGUCAAGGUCUGUUUCGGCGCCGUGGCUCCAAUCACAGCAUCACGCUCAAAGCUCACACAACAACAUCGUGUGGAGAUCUUAAUUCGAUAUCCACACAACAGACCCUGAGUGCCGAUAAGUACCGGCUAAGCACGCGUACUAACUCGACCGGCUCCUCGACACAUACAAAUAGUAAUGUACCCACCCCAAAGCGGGGUCUGCUCGAAAGACGCGGCUCCAAUCAAAGUCUUACCCUUAACAUGGGUGGCAUCAUGGGCUCCAGUAAUCAGCAUCUGGGUGACAUUCAAAUGCAGGAUGUAAGCGAACAGCCAAAAGUGUCUGCUUGCAGUUGUGCUGCUGCCCAAGCUCCACAUCAGCGCAAAUUUUAUAGCACCGAAAACUUAAAUACAAAUCGCGGAAAUCAACAGUUUUUCGACUUCGAUACUAAGCAAGCGUGCUUCGGCUCAGCUUCUAAUUUGCAACCCAGUGAACAGUCAACCAUUAUGACCAAUACACAGGAAGCAAUUAUGUGUACCUGUACGGGUGGCGUGCGUAACAUCAUGACGCGACCGUUGUCCCCGCAAACCACGAGUGAGGAGUUCAAAAUUUAUUUAGCCAGCAUUCAAAUGCUGCAGAGCGCAUCAAACCCGCUCAAUCAGUUUGAUUUAAUCAAAUUAAACUAUGUCUUUGACAACAGCUACAAGACAAAUCGCAAUAUUAUUGAACGGCCGCCUGUUUUGGGUGCAAAUGGACGAGAUGGGGACACACCCACAAAUCAGUUGCCACCUACAUCAGAGGACAGUGAAUUGUUGACAUCGUAUCAGGCUGUGGUCAAGCGCAUUAUUACACCAAUACCACAGCUAGCCGAGGAAGAGCAGAAACGCAUAUUUCGCGAUUUGCACAAGGAAUUCUGGGAUUUACCUUUGAAUCAUCAGGAGAAACCGAUGGUCUUUGGGUCGCAAACAAAAAAUCGUUAUAAGACCAUAUUGCCCAACGAACAUUCACGUGUUUUGGUCGAUAGCGAGGCCAUCGAGUUACUAAAUUUGCAGCAGCAAUCCUGUUUGGGUAUGGGUAGCGAGAGUGCCACUGAGGACAUAAAGAAGUCAUCGUUAUUAGCCUACGACGAGGUGCCCUACAUCAAUGCCAAUUAUAUUAAGGGUCCGGACUAUGUCUCCAAGUGCUAUGUAGCUACACAGGGACCUAUGCCGAACACUAUUUUCGAAUUUUGGCUAAUGGUCUACCAAAAUACACAGCGUUACAUUCGCCGAUGUGUGGACGGAGGAAGUAGCAGCAGUCCCCAUGUAGACAAAUCGCACAUACUCCAGCAGUACUUUCAAAAAAUCGUGAUGCUUACAAAUUUCACGGAAUCAAGUCGACAGAAGUGCGCCAUUUACUUUCCCAUCGAGUUCAAUGAAAUAUUCGCCGUUGCUGCCAAGGGUGAGGUUUUCGAGCUGAGCACUUCUGCAAAAGAAUAUUUUGACGCACAUCUGUUACCUUCCACUGUUGUGGACAAUCCGGUGGGACUGAAUGAAUUGGAAAUAAGCAGCCGGCAUAUUAGCAUCGAUUCAAAGAAGGUAUCGUUGAGCGUGGAAGUUCGCGACACAUUGCCCAAAAAUAGCAAUUUCUUUCUGGCCAAGAACGUUGGAAUUGUGCGACGAAAUGGUUAUUCUAUUCGUAAGCUGGUACUACUUUACUGCAUCAAUGUGCCCCAAAGUGCGGGUCAGUUGGACUAUUACUUGCAGAAAAUCUGCUGCUAUCAUUACUGGUAUCCAGAUUGGCCGGACCAUCACUCUCCACGCGAUAUUAACACGCUACUGGACACCUGUCUACAUGUAUUGAAUCUAGGCAAGUGCGAAUCGGAAUUUGACAACUACGACGACAAGCGUAGCAUGUGCAAUGCACACUUGUCGGCGCAGCGCUUGGAAAUCUACAAGCAGGACAUUUUCAAUGCCGUACAGCCGCUACCCAUCAUCCACUGCUCGGCUGGCAUUGGACGUACAGGUUGUUUCACAGCAAUAUUAAAUGCUGUGCGACAAGUCCGUCAAUCUCUGGCAUACUCUCUAACAGGAAUGUUGACCAAGACGUUGACAACAGCGGACUCGCCACCAAUUGCUGCAGAGGCUCGAGAUGAUGCUGAUACGGAUAUUGAUAGCAGUUUUACGUGCAACACCAUUUUGCACAUUCGCCACAUUGUGGACUCUUUGGUGGUAACAAGCGCCACAGCCGCAACAACAACAACGGCACCUAACUUGAAGCCGCCGGCAACAUUUGAAAAAUUGCCAAAAAUGCCCGAUAUUUUCGUGGACAUUUUGGGAAUUGUGUGCAAUUUGCGUUUGCAACGCGGUGGUAUGGUUCAGAACUCGGAGCAGUAUGAGCUCAUACAUCGCGCUAUUUGUCUCUAUUUAAAGCGCACAUUGGCGCUGAGACGGUUUUAAACGAUGAUCUGAAAAGAUGUUAUAAGAACAAAACACCAAUUUACUAUUUGUAAACAAUUUUUGUGACCCUUAUAUUUAAUGAAAAACAAACCACAACAAAUAAUAAUAACAAUCCAACAACCAUGGCUAAAAGAGUCUCGACAAAUAGCUGGCAUUCUGAGUAGUUGUACUCAAUGUUUGGCUUAAAAAAUACUAUUACUAUUAUUACAUUAUUAAUAUUAUAUAAAUGUUUAUUAAGUGUUUGGAUGUAUGUAUGUUAAAUGUGUAUGUAUGUACAUAAUGUAUGUGUAAAUGUUUCAAUUUUUGGUGUGAACUAUGCUUAAACCUAAAGUUAAUUAACAAUAUUACUUUGUCAAACUUUGCAGAUGGUGUGCUUCUGCGAUCAAAAACUUUCCUAAGUUUGAAAGCGAAAAAAGCUCAAACCUUUUUAAGUUGGUUCGUCCAACUGACUAAAACACCAAUUUUUUCGUUUUCAAACGGUAAAUUUUGAAUCGCCAAAGCACCCAGCAUAUGUUUUUAAAAACCACAAAUUUAGAAAGCAAAAAUGAACUUGUAUUAAUGUUUAUGCAAUGGAACUAGUCAAAUAAAACUUAGAAACAUUUUAAAUGUAACUAUAAA
This is a messenger RNA of Scaptodrosophila lebanonensis, 5478 nucleotides long. RefSeq lists its product as uncharacterized. The record is from RefSeq and is a predicted model, not a curated record. Gene Ontology annotation, biological process: protein dephosphorylation. The coding region runs from base 256 to 4860 and encodes 1534 amino acids. The transcript has 2 exons. Gene Ontology annotation, molecular function: protein tyrosine phosphatase activity. NCBI's taxonomy places the organism in Eukaryota, Metazoa, Arthropoda, Insecta, Diptera, Drosophilidae.